AUGGACAACACAACUCAACUUAUCCCUCUUGUGGUUGCACACCCAGAUUCCAGUGUUGCCAUGGCCAUCUAUUUUGACUAUCAUUAUGAUGAUGGAGAUGUUAUAUUCCAAACAACUUUGCGGAAAAGGAUGAAGAUCCUCCCUAUGUUCAUCUAUAGCAUUGCCUUUGUGCUGGGUGUCAUUGGAAAUGGGCUGGUCAUUUUCAUCACCGGCUUCCGUAUGAAGAAAACAGUCAAUGCCAUCUGGUUCCUCAACUUGGCCAUUGCUGACUUCACCUUCACCUUCUUCCUGCCCUUGAAUGUUGUCUAUCUAGCCCUGGACUUUCACUGGCCCUUUGGGGAGGCCAUGUGCAAGUUCAACAGCAGCUUGGCCUUUGUCAACCUUUAUUCCAGCAUCUACCUCCUCAUGGUGAUCAGCAUAGACCGCUGUAUUUCUGUAUUAUGCCCUGUGUGGGCUCAGAAUCACCGGAAUCCCCGAUGUGCUUCUUUUGUGGCUGUUGGGGUUUGGAUUCUGGCCCUCGUGUUGAGUUCGCCGACCAUCCAUUUUAGGAAGACCGUGCAGAGUAAGGAUAAGAUCCACUGCUAUAACCACUUUAGCCAUGAUAAGAAACAGGCAGAAGUCACCCACCGUGCCGUGAUUAUCAGCCGUUUCAUCUUUGCCUUUGUGAUCCCCUUUCAAGUCAUCCUUAUUUGCUACGGGGCGAUUGUUCUGCAGCUGAGGAGGGACCGCUUGGCCCGGUCGAGCAAGCCCUUCAGGGUCAUCACUGCAGUGAUUGUGGCCUUUUUCGUCUGCUGGCUCCCCUAUCAUGUUUUCUCUUUCCUGGAGAUUCAAGUCUACAAGGACCCCACCCUGCAUCAGGCACUCAUCAUUGGCAUUCCUCUGACGUCCAGCCUGGCCUUCAUCAACAGCUGCCUGAACCCCAUCCUGUAUGUCUGCAUGGGGAACGAUUUCAAGGAAUGGCUGAAACACUCCAUCCUCUCCAUAUUUGAGAAUGCCUUCACUGAGAAGGAAAGUCCUCAGCAAAGGUCAAGCACACAAUUACCUUAA
Messenger RNA from Heteronotia binoei (common prickly gecko), 1047 nucleotides. Its product is annotated as chemerin-like receptor 1. Gene Ontology annotation, molecular function: N-formyl peptide receptor activity; complement receptor activity. The record is from RefSeq and is a predicted model, not a curated record. Gene Ontology annotation, cellular component: plasma membrane. The transcript has a single exon. Lineage: Eukaryota; Metazoa; Chordata; Lepidosauria; Squamata; Gekkonidae. Bases 1 to 1047 code for a protein of 348 amino acids. Gene Ontology annotation, biological process: positive regulation of cytosolic calcium ion concentration; phospholipase C-activating G protein-coupled receptor signaling pathway; complement receptor mediated signaling pathway.